This is a messenger RNA of Dioszegia hungarica, 930 nucleotides long. RefSeq lists its product as uncharacterized. Bases 1 to 930 code for a protein of 309 amino acids. The transcript is spliced from 3 exons. The record is from RefSeq and is a predicted model, not a curated record. Lineage: Eukaryota; Fungi; Basidiomycota; Tremellomycetes; Tremellales; Bulleribasidiaceae.
AUGUCCUCAUCUCUCCUGACAUACUCAUCAUCUCUCACUAUCAUUAUCCAUCAGCUCUUACCAUUGUAUCCCUUCCUAUACAGCUGCAGCGUCAUGCCCAUCGGUCGACGAGGCCAAUCGGUCCCGGCUACCGAGCUCACGGAAAUCAAACCCCUUGACCAAGCCCUUCCAUCGCCGCCGCCCGACCCCUCCCAGGAGGACUCGGAGCCUGAAGAGGCAAUGAUCGAGGCCAUCCCUUCCCCUCCAGCGAUGGAAAUCGACCCCCCUCCCGAGAUCGACUCCCCUCCUCCCAUCCGAAACAUGACUCGCAACCUUCGCAAGGUACCUCGUCCGUCGUACUCCCUCCGGGGGAGCGCGGAUGGCUCUCAGGGCUCGGUCUCGCCGCCAUCCUCGGAUAGCGACGAUGAGGACUUCGAGUCCCCGUCACGUCAGCCGGUCAAUAGGCGGAUGAUGAGCAGCAGCGAGAGUGAUGGGGAGGGGGAGGAAGAUGGGGAGGAGGCGGAGGCGGAGGAAGCAGGCGGUUCAGACAGCUCGUCAAACAGCGGGCAAGCAUCGACCACGCCCUCAUUCAAUACGCCCAGACGGACACGCUCGAAGGUCACCAACCCUCUCCCCACUCCUCCCGACACCUCGCCCGUCGCUCCUUCCUCUUCUCCGAACCGGAAACGGCGCCUGGCCCCGUACGUCGAGAUCCCGGUCAAGCGGCGUCGAGGCGAAGGGAGCAGCAGCGGGACAUCGGUCGGGUACAACACGGGCGGUUUUACUCCUGAAGAGAGCUUGAAGCUGUACCUGGACCGCCGUCCGGUCGUGGAGGGUGGACGCUGGGGCCCGACUGCGAUCAGCCUGAAUCGGACAGCUCAGGACUGCCUAGAGCGGUUCAAGGCGAUGGAUAAGAUCAUCCAGGAGAUGAUCCUUGCAGGCAAGGUCUAG